Dromaius novaehollandiae (emu) is the source of this 2252-nucleotide messenger RNA. RefSeq names its product interferon-inducible GTPase 5-like. Gene Ontology annotation, cellular component: membrane. The record is from RefSeq and is a predicted model, not a curated record. Gene Ontology annotation, molecular function: GTPase activity; GTP binding. NCBI's taxonomy places the organism in Eukaryota, Metazoa, Chordata, Aves, Casuariiformes, Dromaiidae. The transcript has 2 exons. Bases 442 to 1926 code for a protein of 494 amino acids.
ACCAGAUGGUCUCCAGAGGACCCUUCCAACCUGGACUUUUCUGGGAUCCAAUGUCCCAGAGCAGGGGCCAACACAGGCCAAGCAAGACAGGCCUGUGGGUCAGGCUCUUGGAGGGUGACCGCAGGAGAGGCCGUCUGGGGCUGUGCUGCCCCUGAGGGCUAGGGGCCCUCUGCAAGAGCCCAGACGAUACCCACUGCUGGCAGGACUGCCGUGGGGAGUCAGCGUGGCAGGAGCAGUGGGGGGAGCUGGCUGUGCACGCGGGCUCCCUCCUGCCCUUCCUGCCUGCUGCAGGAACCUGCCCUUAGUGAGCAGGGAGACUUUUCCCCGCCAGCGGAGCUGCCUUCCCUGGCUUUGUGGAGGAAACUCCCGCGGGUGGUUUGUCAGGAGCCUCCUUAAAGGCAAACCCAGCCCUCUUGGCUGCAUGUCACACCUGGGCUGAACAUGCAAACUCAGAGAGAGCAGGAGAGUGCAGGGAGGGAAGGAGAGCGGGAGCACAAGGCUUGUGUGGGCCAGCCAGGAGCCUUUUGUUCGUCCUCAGCUGCCGCCCGGAGGUGUGAGAGCUCCCUUGGGCAGCCCAGCCCAGGCGCCAGGCUGACCGGACACCCACUCACUGCAGCCGCCAUGGCCAGCGCUGACGCAGACUUGGAGGCGGAGGCACUUCCCCAUAUUUCUAAAGGAGACAUGAAUGAGAUAAGGGCUGCAGUAGAGAAAGGAGACCUCACAGCAGCAGCUACAAAAGCCCAGGAGAUCCUGGCUAAUGAAGAAAAGAUCCAGCUCCACAUUGCUGUAACAGGAGAGUCAGGCUCCGGGAAAUCGUCUUUCAUCAAUGCCGUGCGUGGCCUGCAGGACCAUGAGGAGGGUGCAGCUGAGGUUGGAGUGACAGAGACAACGGUGCAGUGCAGCCCUUAUCCUUGCCCCCAGGACUCCCACGUGACUUUCUGGGACCUGCCUGGCAUUGGGGCACCCAAUUUCAGACCAGACACCUACCUGCAGCAGGUGCAGUUCGACCGCUAUGACUUCUUCAUCAUCAUCUCCUCCAGCCGCUUCACAUGCAAUGCUGCGAUUCUGGCAGAGGCAAUUCAGGCUCGGGGGAAGCAUUUCUACUUUGUGCGCUCCAAGGUGGAUCAGGACGUGAGCAAUGAGCAAAGACUCUACAAUGAGGAGGGAGUCCUGAAGGCCAAAGGGAAGAAAGCUACUGCGACCCGGUCACAGCGCUAUGAUGAGAGGACAGUCCUGGAUAGGAUCCGUCAGGACUGUGAAAGGAAGCUGGCAGAGCUGGGCAUAAGCUCCCCUCAAGUCUUUCUUGUCUGCAGGGAUGGUUUUGGCAGGAAGUACGAUGGUCCCAGACUGUUGUGGACCUUCCUGGAUGAUCUGCCAAGCCAGAAGAAACUCAGCUUCCUACGGUCCCUGGCCGUCACUUCAAAGGAGGUGCUGAGAAAGAAGAAGGAGGAGCUGAUGAAGUAUGUCUGGCUGAAGAGCCUUGCGUCAUGUUUAACACCUGCUGUUCCCUCCAGGGCUCUCCCUACCGCUGUUGAUAUUGCAAUCCUGGUGACAUCCCUGCAAGAGUACUGCCGGACCUUUGGCCUGGCUGAGGACUCCCUCCAGAAACUUGCAGAGCAGGUGGACAAGCCUGUUGAGGAGCUGAAGGCUGUCAUGAGGUCCCCCCUGCACCACGAAAUAUCCAAGGAUCUUGUAAUGAAGCUGUUGACCAAAAGCUUUGGGGGUGCUGUGCAAUACAUUCCACUUGUGAUGAAUGCCUUUUCCAAAGACUGUCAGGUGGUAGGCUGUCUGUUGUCGGCAGCAAUUGCUUUCCCUAGCACGUUCUUUCGGUUGAGGAAUUUCCUGUCUGAUGCUGCUGCUGAUGCUGAACGUAUUCUGCAGCGGGCUUUAGAGGGGACGAGUCAGAAUAGCCCAAAGGGGAGCUGAGCACAAAGUGUGUGAAAGGAAUGUGGGGAGCUCCCAAGAGCAGAGGGGAGAGGGGCUGAGUCCGGCCAUCUGCAUUCUGCACGGGUGGCCAAUGCCUUGCUGUCUGGAAGUGCUGCGGGGUGCUCUGGUGGUGCCGGGGAGUGGGGUGAACUGCUGAAGCGCUGUGUGUCUUGGCACCAGGACAGCUCAGGAGCAGUGUGACCAAGGGGACGCAGAGGUGGGCAUAGCAGGAGACGUUCUCACCUGGAAGCUCUGUGGUUCAGGAGGAGCCUCUCAGGAGGAGCGUCUGGGCAGAGAGGCAUCUCCUUUGGGAGCCACUUGAGGGC